Messenger RNA from Rattus norvegicus (Norway rat), 967 nucleotides. RefSeq names its product enoyl-CoA delta isomerase 1 (gene Eci1). Bases 6 to 875 code for a protein of 289 amino acids. The transcript is spliced from 7 exons. Gene Ontology annotation, cellular component: mitochondrial matrix. The record is from RefSeq and is marked provisional. Gene Ontology annotation, molecular function: delta(3)-delta(2)-enoyl-CoA isomerase activity; catalytic activity. Gene Ontology annotation, biological process: fatty acid beta-oxidation. NCBI's taxonomy places the organism in Eukaryota, Metazoa, Chordata, Mammalia, Rodentia, Muridae.
CCAAAAUGGCGCUGGCUGCUGCGCGUCGCGUUCUGCUGCAGGCCGGAUCCCGCCUCGGCCGCAGGGGGGCCGUGGACGGCGCGCGGCGCUUCUCUAACAAGCGGGUGUUGGUGGAGAAGGAGGGCGAGGCAGGAAUCGCAGUGAUGAAGUUCAAGAACCCUCCAGUGAAUUCCCUCAGCUUGGAGUUUCUGACAGAGUUCGUCAUCAGCCUGGAGAAGCUGGAAAAUGACAAGAGCAUCCGAGGUGUCAUCCUCACUUCGGAGCGCCCGGGUAUCUUCUCGGCUGGCCUGGACUUGAUGGAGAUGUAUGGCCGGAACCCAGCCCACUACGCUGAGUACUGGAAGGCUGUGCAGGAGCUGUGGCUGAGGCUCUACUUGUCCAACCUGACCUUGAUAUCUGCCAUCAAUGGCGCCUCUCCAGCUGGAGGCUGCCUCAUGGCUCUCACCUGUGACUACAGGAUAAUGGCGGACAACCCCAAGUAUACCAUAGGAUUGAAUGAGAGCCUGCUGGGCAUUGUUGCCCCCUUCUGGUUAAAAGACAACUACGUGAACACCAUCGGGCACCGAGCAGCCGAGCGUGCCCUUCAACUGGGGACGCUUUUCCCACCAGCAGAGGCCCUCAAGGUGGGUUUGGUGGAUGAGGUGGUACCUGAGGAUCAGGUACACAGCAAGGCUCGCUCAGUGAUGGCCAAGUGGUUCACCAUUCCGGACCAUUCUCGGCAGCUGACGAAGAGCAUGAUGCGGAAGGCCACGGCGGACAACCUGAUCAAGCAGCGAGAGGCUGACAUCCAGAACUUCACCAGUUUCAUCUCCAGAGACUCCAUCCAGAAGUCCCUGCACGUGUACUUGGAAAAGCUCAAGCAAAAGAAGGGCUGACCUAAGGGUGCCACACGGGUGUUUAGUUACACGUGCCUUCUAGGGACCCAUGGUCCCAAGGAUUAUCAAUAAGGUAUUUUUCAAUUUAAAAA